Molecule: messenger RNA, 583 nt
Organism: Anopheles nili
Lineage: Eukaryota; Metazoa; Arthropoda; Insecta; Diptera; Culicidae
Exons: 4
Coding region: 103-558 (151 amino acids)
Cellular component (GO): BLOC-1 complex
Source: RefSeq, a predicted model, not a curated record
GUAAACAAUUGAUCGUUGUACGGAGUAGAACAUCUGUUUUCUGGUUCGGUGAAACGGCCAGUUCACACGAGCACCUGCGGGGUAUUUCCCAGCACGAUCGAAAUGGAGUCAAGAUCAGCCAACAUUGUUGCUGGCGAGGCGUCCGAAACGGACGAUGACGAGACUGAGGUAAUAUCGAUCGAAAAAGGAAUUCCCCAUUUAUCAUCGCCCGGUUCGGGUGGCGAGCUGCCACGGAUGCCGUUACCGUAUACGUUUGCGAGGGAAGCGGUAGAAUCAUCGUCACCAGCAAUGGUGGGGCCGGAUGGGGAACCCCAAGGUUCGCACGUGAGGCGCGCGAUGAACGAACGGUGCAUUUCGCUGUUGAACGAGUUCAUCCACAACACGGUGGUAUCCGUCUCGAAGCAGCUCAACGAAACGGAUAACUUUCUGAUGAAAUCCCAGAUGGUGCUUCAAAACACGACCACGUCGGUGAAGAAAAUGAACGACAACACGCAUCAAAUGCAUACCAAACUGCAAGACAUUCUCACUUUUAACUUUGUACCGAAUAUCAACAUCUAAAUUAACGCUCGCGCGCCCACUGUAG